This is a messenger RNA of Hemicordylus capensis (graceful crag lizard), 5658 nucleotides long. RefSeq names its product WRN RecQ like helicase (gene WRN). Gene Ontology annotation, cellular component: chromosome; nucleus; nucleoplasm. The transcript is spliced from 36 exons. The record is from RefSeq and is a predicted model, not a curated record. Gene Ontology annotation, biological process: telomere maintenance; DNA replication; double-strand break repair via homologous recombination. NCBI's taxonomy places the organism in Eukaryota, Metazoa, Chordata, Lepidosauria, Squamata, Cordylidae. Bases 569 to 4999 code for a protein of 1476 amino acids. Gene Ontology annotation, molecular function: four-way junction helicase activity; nucleic acid binding; 3'-5' exonuclease activity.
GUGCAAGGGGUUGCGAGAGACACACCACCGCCCUUCCCAAUCGAGGGCCUUCGCGCCCCUUAUAAGCCUGUUCCUAUCCAGACCCCGCCACUACAACCCCCCCAGGGUCAAAUAACGCCCCCCCCGCCCUGUUAAUUUCUGGGAAUCGCGUCUUUCUUCAUCGCCCCACCCCGCCACCGCCCGACACUUGAGUGACUCUGGUGGCCCUCCCUAUCUCUUCUUCAGCCCCAUGGAGACAACCCUCUCGCCUUCUUCCUCCCCGCAAAUGCUCCCCCUCACAAAGCUUACCACCCCCGCCGCUGCCGCCAUGACACUCAUGUGGGGCGGGGGAGGAAGAGAGGAAAUCUAGAGGAGGAAGAGGGAAGCGGGAGGGAAGCACUUACUCCAUCCUUCUCAGAUGUCCCUCGCCAACUUCUUUCCUUGCCUGCCUGUCAGCCGCUGCAGCUGCCUGGCCUGGCCUGGCCCCCGCAGCGCUCGCCUUCUCCGCGCUGCCGCCGCCCGCAGGGAGCCGGAUAGAGCAUCACCGGCCGGUUAACAUACAAAUCCAGAUGAAUAAAUUAAUGAGAACAUGGUUUCUCCACCAAAUAAACUUCCUCAGUGGAUGACUGAACAGAACAAAGUGCAUGCUCUGGUUGACACAAAGAAGAAUCCAGUCCAUCGGAGUGUUCUGGAAGACAACCUUCCUUUCUUAGAAUUCCAUGGUUCCAUUGUUUACAGCUAUAAUGCCAGUGAUUGUUCCUUACUCUCUGAAGAUAUUGUUACAACCUUGCCUGAUGGAGUUGUGCUAGGAUUUGACAUUGAAUGGCCACCGUCCUAUACAAAAGGGAAGGAAGGGAAAGUUGCUUUAAUCCAGCUGUGCGAGUCUGAGAAGAAAUGUUACCUGUUUCAUGUCUCUUCGAUGUCAAACUUUCCUGUGGGACUCAGAAGAUUGCUGGAAGAUAAACGGAUUAAGAAGGCUGGGGUUGGUAUUGAAGGAGAUAAAUGGAAGCUAAUGCGAGAUUUUGAAGUCAAGUUGGAAAACCUUGUCGAGUUGGCUGACCUUGCCAAUGAAAAGCUAAAAUGUAAAGAGAUAUGGAGUCUGAACGAUCUAGUAAAGCAUUUGUUCCACAAUCAGCUUUUGAAAGACAAACAAGUUCGCUGUGGUAACUGGGAACAAUUUCCACUUACUGAGGAGCAGAAGCUGUAUGCAGCUACAGAUGCUUAUGCUGGCUUCCUCAUUUAUCAAAAACUAGCAGCUAUGAGUAGUCCCAAGCAGAUGCUGCUCAAUGUGGAAAAAGAUGGGGCACUAAUGCCGAGUAAAAUAAAGAAGGAGCUGGCUUCCUUAUCAGAGGAGAUGAUGGAUAUGGCUAAUUGUCUUCCAGGCAAAUUUGAACACUCUACAAAUAUUCAAAGAGCUGUAGAAAUAUUGGCUGAUGUAUCAGAAAACAUUGAUGCCCUAAGAAAAGCAUUGCAUCUUGAGUCUAACUGUCAAGCAGAACCGGGAAAUGUUGCCGAUCCAGAUACGAUGUGUAGUAAAGAAGAGUUGCUUUCCGAAAUCAUGUGUGAUUCAAAUGAUUUCACGGAUCGUAAUCUAGGUGGUGUUCAGACCAAGAUGGAAGAUGAAGGUGAAGAUGAAGCAGAACUUAAUCAGAAAGAACAGAUUGAUGGUGCUUCAGACAGAGGACCUAACAAAACUGCAGAAAAAGGAUUUUUAAUGUCACUAGAUAUAACUGAAUAUGAACUUCAAAUGCUGGAGCAUCAGGCUGAGGAAGAGCUGCUAAAUGAAAGGACAUAUAUAUCUCAGGAUUUAAGCUUCACAGAGGAUGAAGAGAAUCCUCCCUGCACCAUUGAAAGUGAUGAUGAACUUGAAAUGGAGAUGCUUAAAUCUUUAGAAGGUUUAGACAAGUGCAAGAUGGGUUUGACUGAUUCUAGUCUGCAUAAAGCAAAGAGGCAAGAUGACCUCAUUGCAGAUGACGAGGAUGAAGAUGAAGGCAUUGAGGAGGAAGAGGAGCAUUGGGAUUCCUUUUUGCCUGGACCUAAUGCUGAACAAAUAGCAUGCCUAAAGAUGUAUUUUGGCCAUUCAUGUUUUAAACCGGUCCAGUGGAAAGUGAUAUCUUCAGUUUUGCAAGACAGAAGGGACAAUCUUGUUGUGAUGGCAACGGGAUAUGGGAAGAGUUUGUGCUUUCAAUUUCCACCCAUAUACACUGGAGGUACUGGAAUAGUGAUCUCUCCUCUUAUUUCUUUGAUGGAGGACCAAGUACUGCAGCUUGAGAUGUCAGGAAUUAAAGCUUGCCUACUUGGAUCAGCACAGUCAAAAAAUGUCAGGGGGGAAAUCAAAGCGGGCCAUUAUAGAGUUAUCUACAUAACUCCAGAAUUCUGUUCAGGAAACUUGUCAUGGCUUGAAGAACUUGACCAAACAAUUGGUAUCACACUGAUAGCUGUUGAUGAAGCUCACUGUAUUUCUGAAUGGGGACAUGACUUCAGGAAUUCAUUCAGGUCUUUGGGAUUGUUAAAGAAAACACUUCCUAAGGUUCCUAUUGUUGCAUUAACUGCAACAGCAAGCCCAUCCAUCAGGGAGGACAUAGUAGAUUGUCUACAUCUGAAGACUCCUCAGGUCACAUGUACUAGUUUUGACCGGCCUAACCUAUACUUGGAAGUUCAGUGGAAAAGUGGAAAUAUCAUUCGGGAUUUGCAGCAGUUUCUUUUGAAAAAGGAUAGAUCUUAUGAAUUUGAAGGCCCCACUAUUAUUUACUGCCCUUCAAGGAAGACCACUGAACAUGUAGCCAGAGAGCUGACAAAAUUAAACCUUUCUUGCGGUACAUAUCAUGCUGGCAUGGGAAUCAAAGCAAGGCGAGAUGUCCACCAUAGAUUCAUGAGAGAUGAAAUUCAGUGUGUAGUAGCAACUGUAGCCUUUGGAAUGGGCAUCAAUAAAGCAGACAUCCGGACAGUUAUUCAUUAUGGAGCUCCAAAGGAAAUGGAAUCAUACUACCAGGAAAUUGGAAGGGCUGGUCGUGAUGGGCUUCCUGCCUUUUGCUAUGUAUUGUGGACCCAGGCUGACAUGAGUUUCAACAGACACUUGCUCAAUGAGAUACAUAAUGAAAGGUUUCGCUUGUACAAACUGAAGAUGAUGGCCAAGAUUGAGAAGUACUUGAGCCUGAACAGCUGCCGGCGAAAAAUCAUCUUGUCUCAUUUUGAAGACAAACAACUCCGAAAGGCCUCGUUGGGCAUCAUGGGAACAGAAAAAUGUUGUGAUAAUUGCAGAUCCAGGAACAUUCACAGUACUCCUGUGAUUGACAAAGAAGAUAGUUUGCAGGAUUUUGGUCAGCAAGCAUACCAACUGAUGUCUGCAAUAUAUGCCUUAAAUGAGAAGUUUGGCAUGGGUGUUCCAGUGCUGUUUCUCAGAGGAUCUAAUUCUCAACGCCUCCCAGACAAAUAUCGAAAUCAUGCUCUCUAUGGCAGUGGAAAGGACUGGCCAGAGAACUCAUGGAAAGCAUUGGGUCGACAGCUUAUCAUGGAGGGCUUUCUUAAAGAGGUUUCUGGUCAAAGCAAAUUUGCAACCACAAUCAUGCUUACUAAGAAGGGUAAUGAUUGGUUUAGUAACGCUAGAAAGGCGUCAGGACGAAGACUUCUGCUUCCGUCUGAGGAACUGUAUGUAAGGAAAUCUGUUGUAAGCCAUAAACAGACACCUUCAGCCACAGGACAUUUCUCCAACACAACAUUACCCAAGUUAACACCAGAAAAGCAGACAUCUCUGAAAGAAACGUUCUCCUAUAGAGAAGCAAGUAAAGUCUCUAAAGGGAGGACACUCUCAGAUAAAAGUGCCAUAGUGCAGUCACCAUCUAAACUACUUCCUGUGCCCCUGAACCCUGAAGAAUCUGCUGUAUCGCGAAGGGAGAAAGAAUUGCAAACAGUGCUGUACGGUAAAUUGGUUGCAGCCAGGCAGAAGCUAGCCAAUGAGAAGGACAUCCCUCCAGCUGUAUUAGCAACAAACAAAGUGCUGGUCAAUAUGACUAUGACAAGGCCUACAACUGUGGAAAAUGUUAAGAGUGUUGAUGGUGUUUCGGAAGCAAAAUCUGUGAUGUUGGUUCCCCUCCUGAACACAAUCAAGGAGUUCUGCCAAGCAAAUGGCCUGCAGAUGGAUAUCAUCAAGACUUCCAGAUCUAGAGAUCAUCCACAAAUAGGUCUCCAGAAGGAUGGUGGAUGCGGCACCUUAACAGAUUCAGAGCACAUAACUUACACAUUGUUUCAAGAAAAGAAUAUGUCCUUGAAAAGUAUAAGUGAGAGUCGGUCUUUACCUCUUUCAGUGGUUGGAACACAUUUAUUUCAAGCUUUGAAAGCUGGAUACCCAGUUAAUUUAGAACGUGCUGGUCUGACUCAUGAGGUACAAGAGAUGAUAACUAAAGUAAUUCAAAAUCCUCCCAUCAACUCUGAUAUAACAAGAAUACAAGAUAUUAGAACCCUGCUCCCAGCAAACAUAGAACUGUAUCAUGUAAGAAUGACAAUUGCGCAGCUGGAGAAAGUGUACAGAAGUCAGCAGCUGGGCCAGCAGAAUUAUUCAGAGAAGCAAGGACCACCUCAAGAAUCUGGAUGUCUACAGCCAAGUACAGGAUCCUCACAGAAGAACAGAGAAAUCCUGUGGAUUGAAACAAAGGGAGAUUCAAUCAAGACAGCUAUACAUAAACCUGAUUCUGGGUCCAAUGAAAGUAUAAAGCAAGAUACCUCCUAUACAGAUUCUUCAUCUUUGAAGGCAAAGAUCACAAAAAGCAAUAGUGAAGAGCAUUUCUCUGGUGCCAAACAGGAUGUCCGGAGCCAUCAGACCUCCAUCAAAUUGGCUUCUUGGAAUCAGCCUUCACUUAGUCCCGAGGAAGAAGAACUCUUUACUGAUUUUCAGUCACAGACUUUAUCACAGCCUUCAAAGAGAAAGUUACCAGAGUGGUUUGAAACUUCUAAGGGAACUGUUCCUCAUGUUAAUACUUCCAAGAAGUCCAAGGGUGGAGGAAGCAAAGGUCUCUUUGGUUGAAUUUGGGAGGAGAUACAUAAAAAACUCUGGAUCUACUCUUUUGAAGUUCAUUUGCCAAUUUUAUUGAAACUCACGGAAAUGUACAAUAUAUUAAAUGUAUAACAUAUUGUACAAUAUAUUAAUACCUUUUUCAAAAUAGAGAUAAUUGGCAUGGGGGAAGGAAGCCUUUAGGUUUGGUUUUUUUUUUCAUGUAAAAGCAUUACUGGAUAGAAGCUUUAAAAGUAGCUCUGAGCAUCCAGUUCAUAUACAUGUUGCAUCAAGGCCUGAAACUUGAGCCCAAGCAAAGAAAGAAGCAAAAAGGAAAAGAAAAGAUCAAUAGACUGUCUGGUUAUAUUGUGUUGCAAGGUUUCUGUUAACCUGAGGUAAAGGACAUUGUCUGAAUAUACUUUCAGUUAUAGCUAAAGUCCAGGGAAGGUGAAUGUAUCAUUUCAUUCUUCCUCAGCUGCACUGCUGACAGGACUGUAGCUCCACAUAGUUGUUCGUUGUUCUUUAAAGAAGCCAUUCCUAUGGAAAAUAUGAUCAACAAUAGGAUAUUGUAAUUCAUAUGUAAACUGUCAUUUUUCUUAUUAUGAUUAUGAUUAUUAUUAACAUUAGUUUCUUUAAUUUCAAUUGCUUUUGGCACCUUUAAAAAUAAAAAAUAAACUUGUUUAUAAUUAAAA